Molecule: messenger RNA, 2339 nt
Organism: Apis dorsata (giant honeybee)
Lineage: Eukaryota; Metazoa; Arthropoda; Insecta; Hymenoptera; Apidae
Product: solute carrier family 35 member E1 homolog
Exons: 3
Coding region: 193-1245 (350 amino acids)
Cellular component (GO): Golgi apparatus
Molecular function (GO): antiporter activity
Source: RefSeq, a predicted model, not a curated record
CACGUGUUCUAUUAGUGUUGCGCAAGGAGAGAGGGAAAAUUUAUUAGGAGGGAGAGAGAAAUGCCAGCUGUGCUCAAAUUCCACUCGUGGCAGCGGCCACGAAUACCGAUUAGUUGGGAGUAUUGUGAGAACUGGUUGCAUAAACGUAUGGAGUGAGAAUACAGAAACAGAAUACAGGUUGUUCGCCUAAUCAUGGACGAUCGCCGGAACAGCCGCGAAGUGAUUACCAUAUUGUUCCUGUGCCUCCUCUGGUAUGGGAUUUCAAGCAGCAGUAAUGUAGUGGGCAAAAUGCUGUUAUCGGAGUUUCCCUAUCCGAUGACAGUGACUAUGGUUCAGUUAACCUCGAUCACGAUUUAUUCAGGCCCAUUCUUUAAUCUAUGGGGUGUAAGGAAAUAUUCAAACGAUAUUCCCUGGGGAUAUUAUCUCCGGUUGAUCGUACCACUCGCUCUAGGAAAAUUUUUGGCAAAUGUGUUCAGCCACGUCAGCAUUUGGAAAGUGCCCGUUUCAUACGCUCAUACUGUGAAGGCUACAAUGCCCUUCUUCACGGUAUUUCUCUCAAGAAUCAUAUUGAAGGAAAAGCAGACUUGGAAAGUAUAUCUUAGCUUAGUCCCAAUUGUAAUAGGUGUAGCUGUUGCUACACUCACAGAACUCAGUUUCAAUAUGAUUGGUUUAUUGAGUGCCUUAGCAUCUACUAUGGCAUUCUCUUUGCAAAAUAUUUAUUCUAAAAAGGUGCUACAUGACACAGGAAUACAUCAUUUAAGACUUUUGCUUAUUUUAGGCCGCUUGGCAUUGAUAUUAUUCUCCCCUAUAUGGUUAUUAUAUGAUUUGAGGAGAUUGAUAUAUGAUCCAGUUACUAGCGAAUCAGCAGACAUAAGUUAUUACAUAAUAGGCCUGUUAUUCUUGGAUGGUGUGCUGAACUGGUUCCAAAAUAUUAUUGCUUUUUCUGUAUUAUCUAUUGUUACCCCUUUAACUUAUGCAGUUGCGAGUGCAAGCAAACGAAUCUUUGUAAUCGCAGUUACUUUGUUUGUUCUUGGAAAUCCAGUGACGUGGUUGAAUAUAUUUGGAAUGACAUUAGCUAUUCUUGGUGUGUUGUGCUAUAAUAAAGCCAAAUACGAUCAAAGAAUAGAAAAAGAAAGUCAGACAGCGCUUCCCAAAUAUCAUGAUAAAAACCGUAAUGGUAACAGUAAUAAUUCCUUCAUGGUAAAUGGAUGGACUGGAAAAAAACAACAGAUGCUUGCAGUCUAGUCUGAAUUGUUAGAUUCAUUUUAUGUUUGACAAGUUCAUAUGAGUUUUUUCUGCCAGUGAAUGAUAUUUUAGCCAUAAGGAUUUGACUAUUUAUAUGAAGAAUUUAUAAUGGGAAAGCUUAUAGUUAGAUCCUAUAAUACUAGUUAAAACAAUAUUCACAGAUCAAAACUCAUAUGAUGGCAAAAGUAUUUAUACAUAUAUGUGUAUAUUUUUUAUUAGUAUUAUUCUGCACAAAGGUAUAAUUUGCCUAGUACUCAAAUUUGGUUGUUUUUCUUUUUAUUCGUUUUCGAGAUUAUUUUAAAAACAUUUCUAUGUUUACGUUAUCUUGCUUUUGACGGGAAAAUAAACUUGCUGGCAAGGUGGGUUAUAUAUAAUUUGCAAAAUUGAUGUUUAUAGCUAAUUGCUGGGUCAAUUAGCCUUUAAGAUUGAUGACAUUCCCGCGUCGUGAAAACAAUAAUGAAUAGAUAGAUAUCCGGUUUCAAUCGUACUCGAUCGAUAUCGAACGGCGUUCAUAUAAUAUUGAUUAGGUUUCAAAUUAAAUACUUUCCUCCAGCUAUUAGCUCAGGUGAUAUGAUAUAUAGGUAAUACGACUCAAUUUCAUCAAUUUGUUAAAUUGUUACAAUAUUUUAAUCCUUUAUGAAAAUUCCUCUUAAUAAUAUUUUGGGAAAAUUUCUAUAUACAUGGAUUAUUUAAAAUAAUUUUUUUUUUUAUAUAAUAUUUAUAUUAAUUUAUGAAUUAUAAGAAUAUAGUUGAUGGAACGAAUACAGUGAGGUUCUAGAUAUCAUAAAAGCAUGAAAUAGUUUUUUGGAAAUUAAUUUAAUUAAAAUCCAUUAAUCACAAUUAUUAGAAUCAAGAAUCGAGUGCCUUAUUAUAUUAGUUCCAGCAAUUAUACUUUCCUCUACAAAUUUUCGAAAUAAUUCAUAGAGGAUUAAAUACAUGAUGUUCUAGAGGCGUAUGUUUUGGUAUGAUAUGUUUUGAUGGUAUGCGUGAGUUGUAUGCAGGAGAACAUGUUCUAGCUAAAAGCAAUCUAUACAUUUAUUUUUAUAAAUAAAAUACAGGUGUGUACAAAAAUAUACCAGAUAUAUUCACCACCA